AAACAAAGCAGGGGGUAUAAGAUUUUGUUGAUUUCUGAUCUGAGACAAGUAUUGACUGAAAUGGAUGUGAAGCUAGACCUUAUUAUCCAUGUGAAACUCUUAACUCGUAAGGACGGAGAGACACUGUUCAAGGAGAUGGCUGGAAUAGGAGCCAACAAUUCUGAAAUUGAAACAUUAGCAGCAGAAAUAGCCAACAAGUGUCAAGGUUUGCCGAUGUCAAUAAUUACAACUGCAAAGGCAUUGAAAAAUCAGAGCCACUUAGUUUGGAAGGAUACUCAUCGAGCGCUUGAAAAGCUUGAAGAGGAAAACCAAUUAGCAGCACCUGAGUAUUCUACAAAGUUGAGUUAUAGCCUUCUAGAAAAUGAGGAGCUCAAGCUUACCUUCUUGCUUUGUGCCCGUAUGGAACAUGACGCAUUGGUUGCCGAUUUGGUGCGAUAUUGCAUUGGUUUGGGUUUUCUUCAAGGCGUCUACUCAGUUUGGGAAGCCAGAGACAGAGUACAAAUGUUGCUCGUCAAGUUAAAAGAGUCAGGUUUGUUGUCUAAUAGUUAUUCAAGUGAUCGUUUCACCAUGCAAAAUCUUGUUCGUAAUGCCGCUUUGUCAAUAUCAUCCGAAGAGAGGCGUGUGUUCAUGAUGGCCGAAGAAAAACUAGAUGAAUGGCCUGAUGAGGAUCUACUUAAAGAGUACACUGUUAUUUCCUUACAACGUUGUAAUUUCAUUGAGAGAUUUCCUGUGAACAUGUGUUGUCCUAGGCUUAGAGUCUUUCAUAUUGAAAAUAAUGAUCCAUCUUUACAAAUACCAGAUAAUUUCUUUAAAAAAAUGAGAGAACUUAGGGUGUUGAUUUUGGUUGGGUUCAACCUUUCAUCAUUGCCUUCCUCAAUUAGAUACCUAAAAAAACUAAGAAUGCUUUGUUUUGAGAAAUGCAUUUUAGGUGAACGUAAGCAAUUAGGUGUCUUGGGAGAAUUAAUUAAUUUAAGAAUACUUAGCUUUUCAGGAUCUGAUGUCAAAGCUUUGCCUGAUGAGCUAAAGCAUUUAUCUAAGCUUCAAAUCUUUGACAUCAGUAACUGUUACAAGCUUAGAGAGUUUCCACAUGAUGUAAUGAAAAGUUUGACUAGGCUUGAGGAGUUGUAUGUGAGAAACACUCGCAUUCAAUGGAAGGCAAUUAAUGACAGUGUUCUAUCUGUGUUGGGUGAUCUGAAUCAAUUAACAAAUCUAGACCUGCAAAUCCCAAGUGUUGAGCAUCUACCCAAGAAUUUGUUCUUUGACAAGUUGUACAGUUACAAGAUUAUCAUUGGCUCUUUAAAUAGAUAUUUAGAGGCUGAUUUCAAGAUUCCAGAUAAGUAUGACCUGUCAAGAUGUUUGGCAUUAUGCCAAAAGGAUGGCUUUGACAUUCAUUCCCAGGAGGCAAUCAAAAUGUUGUUUGAAAGGGUUGAAAUCUUGUUGCUGCAAAACUUGAACGGUGUCCAAGAUGUUUUUUAUGAGUUGAAUCUAAAUGGAUUUCCUUAUCUUAAACGUUUAUCCAUUGCAAGCAACAAGAGUGUUCGCUCUCUCAUUAGUCAGCAGAGGCAGCGUUCUGAUCAGGUGGUUUUUCCCAAAUUGGAGUCAUUGUAUCUCUAUAAGCUUAGGAAAAUGGAGCAAAUUUUCUCUUGUCAGCCACUCUUAGAAGGUUCCUUUGGUAACUUGAAAAUGAUCAAGAUCAAACUCUGUGGUUGCUUGAAGAAUGUUUUCUUAAUGUCUAUGGUUGAACUUCUAAUUGCUCUUGAGACAAUUGAAAUUUCAGAAUGUAACUCUUUGGAGACUAUUGUUGGAGAAACAAUUAAUCAUAAUGAAACAGAGCCUACUCUUAAGUUUCUCAAACUUCGUUCUUUAUCGCUGCAAUCUUUAUCCAAGUUUACUGGGCUCUAUCCAAUUUCAUCUGAAGAAGAUAGCAGAUCACUGUUUGAUGGCAAGAUUGAAUUUCCGGAGCUAGAGAGAAUUGAGUUGUCUAUGCUCCAAAUCAAACACAUAUGGAGUGAUCAAAUAUUGGCUUGUCAUACCGUUGACCAAAGAACUUUUCCUUUUCAUCAAAAGUUGACGAGAUACUUUGGCAAGAAGCGCCACACUAUCAAACAAACUUAUUCUUCCUUUCAAAAUUUGAUGCACCUCGAUGUGAAUGGUUGCUGGAAUUUAGAAAGCCUAUGGUCUUUCUCUGUUGCUAGACAUUUGGUGAAUCUUCAAAGCCUUUUUGUUACUGAUUGUAAGAUGACCCACAUCUUCCCCCAUGAUCAAGGUGAUAGUGAGGCUAAAACGAAAAAGCAGGAUGCCAUUUUUCCAAACCUGAAGACCGUCAAGCUGAGUAGCAUGAAGAGAUUGUGUAAGAUAUGGAAUUCUGAUGAAGCUCUUGAAAAUUCCUUUGGCAAGCUGAACACUCUGAUCAUUGAUAAUUGUGAUGAACUGGUCAAUGUAAUUCCUCGUAAUAUGGCUCGAAGAUUGUCUAGUUUAAGUUGCUUGAGGGUUACGAACUGCGCAUCAAUCAAAGUUAUAUUUGAAGAAGCUGAUGAUGAUGAUAAAAGACAAGAUGCUAUGCAUAAUAUCAAGUUGCAAGAUAUUCAUUUAGAAGCACUCCCGAAACUGGAGCAUGUAUUCAAAUGGAAGAAAGAAGUAAAAUGGAGUGAUCUCAAAUUGCAAAAGAUAUCUGUGCAUGAUUGUGAAAGAUUGGAAAACAUAUUUUCAGUUUCUGUAGUCAAGAAUGUUAAAAUAAGCCUUGAAAGCCUUGAAAGCCUUGUGGUAUCAGAUUGCUCUCAACUCAGAGAAAUAGUGGGCAACAAGAGAGAAGACGAUGCUGUCAUCAACAAAAGUUGUGCUGUUAAAUUCAACUUGUCUAAAUUGAGAAAAAUACUGUGCAAGGGAGAAGAUGCUGCCAUCAACACAAAUAGUUCUAUUCAAUUUGAGUUUCCUAAAUUGACUACUGUGAAGUUUUUUGGAUUAUCAAAAUUCAAGAGCUUCUAUUCAUCAGGAUCUUAUGAAUUAAGUUGUCCAACAUUAAAAGACCUAUCUAUUAAAAGUUGUGACUUGUUGGAACUAUUUGAAGAAACCUCAUCACAUGCAGAAUUAAAGAAUGUUCUUUUUCCAGAAAAUUCUAAAACUGGUGAAAGAGAAGGAGAAGGAAAAGUAAAGGAGGUAAUCCAUAACAAGUUAAAGUCCAUGCACAUUGAAUCACGACAUCUAGUCGGGUCAUCAAGGGAUAGCUUAGAAGAGCUUCAGUUGUCUAGAUUGGAGAAUACUGAUAUUAUAUAUUGUUUCCUUCAUUGCAAUCCUAACCUCAAGAGCUUACACUUGGAUGAUUGUGACUUUGAAGAAUUGAAGCCUGGUGGAACAAGAAGGCCCGCUAUUGGGGUUGUGCCAAAGUUGAAAAGCUUGAAUUUAACAAACAUGUCUUAUCUUAAGAAGAUUUGCUUUGAACAAGAUGCAGUUCUUCAAAAGAUAGAGUCAUUGGUUAUAAACAAAUGUUCAAGUUUGCACACCAUAGCACCUUCGUCUGUGUCUCUUGCUCACUUGACAAUUCUAGAAGUGGUUGAAUGUGACGAAUUAAAAUAUGUGAUGUCACCAUCAACUGCCAAAAGCUUGAAUCAACUCAAAACCAUGAAGGUAAUCAAUUGUGAAUAUCUAGAGGAAAUUGUUUCAGAGAAAACACAAGAAGGACAGGAAGAAAAAGAAAAUGUAGGCACGAAGGUUCCCAUCAUUUUCAAACAAUUGACAACUCUUGAGCUUGUGUCAUUGGUGAGCCUUAAUAGUUUCUGCAGCUCCAAAAAUUAUGCCUUUAUAUUCCCAUCGCUGGAGAAUUUUAUUGUGAGUGCAUGCCCCAAAAUGAAAGUUUUCUCUGCAAAAGAAGUGGACUGUGGGCCAAAUUUGCAAAAGAUAUAUUAUGUGCAUGACAAAGAGAAAAAGAGAUGGUGUUGGCACGAAGACAAUAUAGGAUCUACAAUAAAAUACAUAUUUGAUAAUAAGAAAUUUUUUGAAGGCAUGAAUGAGCUAUGGGUUUCCGAAUAUGAUAAAGAUCUUAAACCAAUCUGGCGAAAUAAAGAAGGUCCCCGAAAAGAUUGGUUUUCUGGUUUAAAAACUCUGACGCUAUUUUACUGGGAUGCAUCUAAUGCGCAUGCAAUUCCAUCAAAUGUCCUCUGUUGUUUGAAGAGCUUACAAGAACUUGAAGUGUGGAGAUGCGAGAGCAUAGAAAGCAUUUUUGAGAUGGAUGACACUAAGAGCUGGGAAUCAUCAUUCAAACUGAAGAAGCUAAGUUUAAAGCAUCUACCAAGUCUGAAGAGUGUGUGGCAACAUGACAAAGGAGAAAUCCUUCUAGGCUUUCAAAAUCUGCAGCAGGUCACUAUCAAUGGUUGUAGUAAACUGACAAGUGUGUUUCCUACUGUCUUGGCCAGAGAUCUUAAAAAGCUCGAGGAACUCGAUGUAAGAGAUUGCUCUGAGUUGCAAGAACUUGUUGAAGACGUGGAAGGAUCAGAAACGUUUAAGUUUCCUCGUUUAACCACACUGAGACUAUCAAAGUUGCCACAACUAAAUGACUUAAACUCUGGAAGAUUGAGUCUAGAGUGCCCCGAGUUAAAGCAGCUGCACCUGUAUCCGAAGCAACAACAAAAAUAUCCGGAGGGCGGUAUUUCCAAGGUGGAGAAGUUGUGGCUCGGUCCAAGUCACACUUUGGCGAAGCAGUUUCUGAAUCAAGGCGGCUUUCAUCACUCUUUAAAUGAACUUCACCUUGCGUAUUUCCCUGAUUACAAUGAUGAUGGAGAGAACUCUACUUCACCAUUUGAGAUACUUGCUGACAAGAUGCUUCCCAAAUUAGAGAUUAUUGAAAUAGCAAGUAACAAUUGCAAAACCAUCAAUAUUCCCAAAGAAGCGGGUGAGAGGAUUCUUCACUUGAAAGAAUUGAAGUUGUCGUCACUACAUGAGCUGAACUCCAUUAGUGGGCUAGAGUACUUGUUAAAGCUGCGGCUAUUGGAGGUUUCUUCUUGUCCAAAAUUGACAACAGUAUUAGUACUACAUUCAUACUCCAAUCUGAAAGAAUUGCAUAUAAUUGAUUGUGGUGGAUUGGAGUGUUUAUUGGCAUCCUCAGCAGCAAAAAUGCUAAUACACCUUGAGGAGUUGAAAGUUAAGAGGUGUGAGUCAUUGAAAGAAAUAGUGGGAAAAGAAGAAGAAAGUGGGAGGGAAGACAUUAUUGAAUUUAAGCGCCUACACAGGAUAACUCUUGUAUCUAUGAAUAGCUUGGAAUGCUUUUAUUCAGGGAAUGCCACACUGAAUUUGCCCUCUUUAAUUCGAGUGGACAUAGUAGGGUGCCCCAAGAUGAAAUUUUUUUCUCAAACAGAAACACAUGUGAAACUACCAUUGUUUCAAGUAUUUUACUCCUCUUAUGAAGCUGAAAGAUUGUUCCUCCCUGAUCUAAACGUAGCUGUUGCAUGCCAGUUUCUACAACAGAGAAGUCUUGAUCUUGGCUAUCACCCAGAGCUAAAAGAUUUAUGGCUUGAUAAAGUACAUAUCCCAGCUGAGGCCUUCUCCUCUGGUUUCAAUUUGGAAAGUUUGAUGGUGAAAGGGUGUGAUGAAUUCUUUACAACCGCAAUACUACCUUCUCAUUUACUUCCUUUCCUCCGUCGAUUACAAGAGUUGGUGGUGCGGGGAUGCAAUUCUGCUGAGGCCAUAUUUGAAGUCAAAGAUACACCAACAAAUAUUGUUAUUCCUUUGAAGAAAUUGACUUUGGAGAAACUUCCAAAUCUGAGGCAUAUUUGGAACAAGGAUUCUGAAGGAAAGCUCAGUCUUCCCAAACUGGAGGAGGUUAUUGUUGAUGAAUGUGCAAACAUAAAAUCGGUGUGUCCAGAAUCAGUUGACAAGGGUAACAUACAAAGGUUAAAAGUGAAACAGGUUAGCAUCUUCUCCACGCUAUCUUGUCUGAAGCUGUGGAAUUUGCCAAAUUUCGAGUGUCCAUUACUACUAUCGCAUUUGCUACCUUCCCUUCAUAAAUUAAAAGAGUUGGUGGUUGGAAAAUGUGGUUCCUUGAAGACUAUAUUUGAUGUGAAAGAUGCACCAACAAAUGAAGAGGAUACAAACAUGAUUACUGAUAUUCCUUUGAAGAAAUUGACUUUGGAGCAUCUACCAACUCUAAGCCAUAUUUGGAACAAGGAUCCUAAAGGAAGUAGUCUCAGCUUUCUAUGUCUGGAAGAAGUGGUUGUGAAUGGAUGUAAAUGCCUCACAAGCUUGUUCCCAGCAUCAGUGGCCAUGUCUAACAUAAAAAAGUUAGAUGUGAGAAACUGCGAGGAAUUGGUUGAAAUUGUUACAAAAGAUGAAAUAGACAAUGAAAAAACUACAAAUAAGGAGCUUAUUGUGUUCCCUAAGCUAACAUUAUUGACUCUGCAUAAUUUACCAAAUCUUACAUGCAUUUAUGUUGGAAUGCAAAUUUCAAAUUUGCCCGAGUUAAUAGAAUUUGAUGUUUCUCAUUGUAACCUGAUAAAAAAAUUCGCAGAUUCCGCUCCAAAGGUUGUUACCCCUCACUUAGAGGGGCUGUCAAUAGACAAGGAAGGUGUGAUGAUGCUUGAGAAAGGACUACUUCAUUUGGACCUCCAAAACAUAAAAUAUCUGACAUUGCAAGGCUUUAAUGAUAUUCAUGACUCAGAUGCCGCAUCUGUCUUUGAUUUCUUUCCAAAGGUUCCACUUCCCAAUCUUCUGAUGCUUGUGGUGGUCGACAGUGCUUUCAAAGAGAUAUUCCCCUCAAAAAUGCCUGAGAUACUUCAUUCACAGCUGCUUGUUCGAGCAUUGGAACUGAGGAAUCUGCACAAGCUUGAAUCCAUUGGGUUACAGCACACCUGGGUGGCCUCCUCUAAUCUCGCAUCGCUGAAAGUUGAGGGUUGUGCAUCUUUGAAGUAUUUGUUCACUUCUUCAGCCGCCAAAUGUCUUGUUCAACUUCAACAGUUGCAAGUAUCCAACUGUGAAGCACUGGAAAGUUUAAUGGUGGAUUAUCAACCACAUGAUGAUGAUCAUGAUGUCAUCAUAUUCAAAAAGCUUAAGAAACUGUCUCUUAGCCAGAUACCAAAACUUGAGAGCUUCUACAAAGGAAAGUCAACUUUGAAUUUUCCAUCUCUGAAGGAAGUCGAGGUUACUGAAUGCAACAGAUUGGAGUAUCUGUUCACAUUCUCAACUGCCAAAUGCUUGCAAAGUUUGCAUGAGAUGAAGAUUUCCAAAUGUGAGUCAUUGGAAACAUUAGUAUUGGCAACACAAGAAGUGGACAAAUCACAUGAAGAUCUCAUCACAUUCUCAGAUCUUGAGAAUCUGUCUUUUAGCCAGUUACCAAAACUUGAGAGCUUCUACAAAGGAAACUCAACUUUGAAUUUUCCAUCUCUGAAGGAAGUCGAGGUUACUGAAUGCAACAGAUUGGAGUACAUGUUCACAUUCUCAACUGCCAAAAGCUUGCAUAAAUUGUGGUACAUGAAGAUUUCCAAAUGUGAGUCAUUGAAAACAGUAGUAUUAGCAGAGGCGGACGAGCCACAUGAGCUCACAUUCUCAAAACUCUGGAAGCUGUCUCUGAGCGAAUCACCAAAACUUGGAAGCUUUUUCACGGGAAAGUCAACUCUGAAAUUCCAAGCAUACUUGUACAUUGAGAUCAGUCAAUGCAAGAUCAUGAAAACUUUCUCACAUGGUGAUGUGGAAGCACCUAAAUUACAGAUGGUGAAGAUAGAUGGAGCGAGUUGCUGGAUAGAUAAUGUAAAUGCUGCAGUCAGCCAACAAUUUGAGAAACGAUCUAAGCAGCAUUGAUGAGUUAAUUAGUACAAUUAUAAUUUAACAUGAAAUUUGUUGCUUGCUAAGGGAAGCUUAUUUUCAAUGCAUUUGUUACCACUUACCAGUUAGCCUUGCAAAACUAGUAGUCUAAUCAAGGAGCAAUGGACAAAUAAAUAAGGAUGGUUGGUUCUAUGGGACACCAAUUGCAGCAAUUAAGAGGAUAUAAGUGGAUCCCAUCAUGGCAACAAAUAUUUAUUUCUGUUUGAGUAGUGUGGUGUGGUGUGCAUGAUAUGAAUAAGUUCCCUGUAUCACUAUGCAGGAAGAAGUGUGUGAUUGCCUUUUAAGUGGCAUAGUUAUAAACUAAGUGUGUUUUAUCAAUAAAAUUAUAUCUUGUAUUUUAUACAAGAUAUAAUGUGUGUAUGCUUUGUAAUUUAUUGAGAACACUAGUUUAUUUUUAUGUAUGAUAGUGAAUUGUGGGUGGGAGUGGAUCCUUUUCCGAAAAAAAACUAGAUGCUGUGAAGUGUUGAAUCUAACCCUUCAUUGUUUUCUCUCUCUUAUUUAAUUUUGAUCCCACUUAUAAAAUUAAAGGUGAGAGAUCACACUUUA
Molecule: messenger RNA, 8352 nt
Organism: Arachis ipaensis
Lineage: Eukaryota; Viridiplantae; Streptophyta; Magnoliopsida; Fabales; Fabaceae
Molecular function (GO): ADP binding
Source: RefSeq, a predicted model, not a curated record